UCUCUUCGAGAACGGUCACGUUUUGAGUGAAGUUGUAAGCUUUUUUUUCUUGUUUUUGUAUCAUUAAACAUAAACAGUGUGCGGUAUUGGAGCAAGUUUGAAGGACUAUCGCCGGCUAUUAGCGUGAAACAAAUCAUCCCUGUUAAAAGGGUUUUUUUUUAAGCCCGAGAGCUUAUUAGUGGCAGUGACUAGAAGGUUUACGCCGAUUCGGCCGAUUAUCCUGUUCAUAGUGGGUAUUACCCGGUAGGAAGGGUGGAAAGAAGAUCCCGAAAACACCUGACUCAUGGGGAUUGUGCUUCUAAAUUUCAAAUUUUAACACACAACACGCACAUGUUGCGCCAAACUAGUUAUUAUGGUGAAUUUGAUGACCUACUGGUUUCUUCAGAGCAGCCACUGUUGAAGUCGUGCCGGUACGGAUCUGCCGCAGUAGUGACGAGGAAGAACGGAAAAAGCCGUUGAAAAUUGGAAGAGGUAGCAGCAGCAGCUGGUCAAGUGGUUACUGUUUUGGGGUGCUAACGGCGAACCGGAUUCGGAUGUGUUUGGCUGUGCGUGUUUGCGGUUGUGUACAAAUUUUGACAGCGCUGCCAAAGCCAGUCAAUGUGUAACGUCCAAGACGUAAAAGGCGGGAAGUGAUCCCGAGUGGCCUGUUGAGUCACCUCGAGUGUUGGACGGUGCGUGUAGCCUAGCUGAUGAAACGAAGUGGCUACUCGAUAAGCCAUGCACAACAAGCUGGACGUGAGCUGUGAAUGUUUCGAAAUUUCGGCACGCCAUCCAGUGAAUGAAUUAACAAUUGCGGCGCACGUCGUCGAUCGCAACUUUCACGGACGGGUUUUUUUUCGUGUGUGUCAACCCGAUCGGGUGGUUCGUUUUGUAUGAAUAAAUAAUCAAAUACAAGUGGAAAUCGAACCUUGCUGAGGCUAUUACCUUUUCGAAACGGGGAAGUUACGAAGAGUGGGAAGAGAAAGAGUGUUUUCAAAAUUGAUGGAAAGUGUUUUGUUGUCGAAUCGAUCGGUGUAAACAGCCUUACUUUACGAGUUUGCCCCAUCAGCGAAAGAAAUGACGAUUAUGGGACAGAUUAAUUAACUCUCGUCGUUACGCUAAAUUGGUUUUGUAACCAACAUCGUCUCUUCGAUGACUGGGGACCAGAGCACAAGUCACGUGAUUCACUAGUUAUCACUGUCCGAAGGACCAACGAGGAAUUGGAUGUUGAGGAGUGGAGUGGAUUGUCGAUUCUACUAGAACCAAAAACGGUAGCAAUCGUUUAAAGGCGCACCGAGGAAACCGAGAACGGUACUGCCACUUGGAAACCUGCUGGGCUGUAACUGGACGUGAGUGGCGGAGCGGUAACGAACAUUGCACUUUUACCUUGCUGGUGAUUCAACAUGUAUUUAGUUCAGACUAUACAAACGGCAUCGCCCUGGAGGCCCCAGCUGCCGCUACCGAAGGACAUAACCUUGCAUGUGCAGCAGCAACAACAGAAACAGAGCAUGGAUAAGACGUCCUCGAAGAAGGACAAAGACAAGAAAUGGUCACUUGGGAACCUGUUCCGUCGGAAGCAGAAGAAAGAGCUGGACUAUGAGUCCAGCUCGGAGGAGGAUCGGAAGGCGGGAUUCCUGCCGGUGAAGCAAAACCGAACCCAAGCGGUUGGACAGAGUGGAACCCUGAAUGGGAAGCAGCGCAAGAAGCGAUCGAACAAACAUCACGGGGGUUUCGAUCACAUCGUAGUCAGUCAAAACCAUGGGAAUAGUUAUGGGUUUAAGGAAAGUGAUAGUGUGAAUUCUAUUGAUAAGUACGUAGUUUCCAUGGGCUCUCUAGAUAGGAGAACACGAAGAGACGCAGGAAAAAUAAAGGACGGUAAGGAGUCUUCCAGUGAUGAGGAAUCGCACAGAUCAUCGUCGAUGUCUAGGUUUAGGAGUGACGAUAGUUUAGGAAAUCACAGCGCAAGCUCAAACCGAAGGUCUAGAACGGCCAGAACGGAGCGAUAUUUGAAGCGGAUGUCAAAGGAUGGAGAGGGUAGUCCUGUUAGUCGAUGGCACACGCAACCGAUAUCGCCAAGCAUGCUUCACGGUAGCAUACAAUCCGUAGAUAACGUUCAUCGUCGGGGGUACCCAGCAGGAGGUCAUCCGAGUUUGAGAAAUUCCUCUAGUCUGACCAAUGUGCCUCAUCUGUUUCACCCUCCUAAUCCAUACGCCCAACAGCAGCAAAUCUACCAGAUCAAUCCAUCGGCAACGUAUGAGAAUAGUUUCUAUAUUCAAAGCAAAGCGAAUUCCAUACGGGACGCUAUUCGAAGUCCUCCGCCGGUGCCACCACGGGAUCCGCAACGUAGAUUGACUAUUGGCCAUCCUCAGGACGCCCGGCCAAUUUCAUACGCGUUUGAUCGAACGCAAAUGAUCGCAACUCAACCCACCAGCAACAUUUGGCAGCCGAAUGGAAAAUGUAUCAGCGAUGAUCGUCUUUGGGGUCCCAAUGUUGUUUUCCAUCAACAGACUUCCACACCUACCAAUUUUGUUAAUCCACAUGUUACCGUUUCUCCCCGACCGUCUUCCGUUCAGCCUGAACCGGUUCAGAAGCGUUACAUUUCGCGACAUCCACAGCAGUCAAAUCAUUCCCCAAAUCAGGGAUAUAUCGUAAUACAGCAACAGCAGCAGCACCACCACCAUCAUCACCCACAUCGCCAUAAUCUUCAGCAGCAAAUGUCACCACAACCACAAGCUCAACCUCAGCCUGAACCACAAGCAGCACAACAGCCAAAACGACCGGCCGAAUACCGGUACGUAACCGAUGUCACGCCGCGAUCACGGAAACCGAUUCAAAUUCAAGAUCGGACCUUUGAACCUUUCGAACAGCCGCAACAGCAAGUUCCAAAACCAUCGUCUCCACCACAAGUUGCCCAACCACAACCCAGUCCAACGGUCUAUAUCCGAACACGACCUCUCAAGGGGGACCCAGAAGAGCAGGGAACACCGAAGACCCCCCAGCAAUCGGCUUCAGCCUUCUGGCGCAAGAUAGAAGAAGAACAAAACUCCAUCAACCGGCACAGCCGAGCGAGCGAUCGAAAGCAACCCGUUCCGGGUGCUAGCUCCCGCUCGGUAUCAACAUCUCGUGCCCUAGAAAUUAUGAACCGCAAAAAUCACCAGCUGACAAAAGAACUAAGCAAUCUGCUUGACAACGAUAGAGACAAUACCUCUGGAGGUCGUCUCUAUCUACGGCAAGCGCAGGAAGCCAGAGAAAAGAAGCUUGAGGUUAAGAAAAAAUCCCGUUCGCCACCGAAGAACAAGUACGAAGAGCACGUAGCGAAAGCAAUCGCCCAACCAUCAACACCAGCAGUCGCAUACAGGAAAUUCAGCACCGGAGGUGAAGCAAAAUCAACCCUUGAUUUCAGUCAUACGAGAUCACCACCUCCUCCCCCGGCACGGGGAAUCUCCAUGCGCAACUCCUGCUCCGAAGAGGAACUAUCGAAGAAGCAAAAAUCUGCCAACCUGGAAGAAGCCAUCAACGAGCUAGAGGCAAUCUACAAAAGCCUCCGACUGAGCGACGAAGAUCUACUCGAUCGAGCCGAACUGCGAGAUGUUCCAACGCCGACGCUGUUCAAGAAGAAAACGAAAGCUACCUCCGAGUACGAAGACGAUGAGGACGAGCGCCGCAACUCCGAACCGGAUAUCCAGUUGGAUGACUUGAGCUUCCGUAGCAUCAAACAGGCGAACGAAAAAAUCAAAGCACUCGAAAUUCAACCCCCGUUCGGUAUUCCACUGGGACCGAUUCCACCCUCACCGAAUACGGACUAUUUGAGCGUACAAGCGGCAAAGCCGUGUAAGCCAAGAUUCAUACCGAAGCGAUCGCCAGAUCUGGUGGCGGAUGACUUGGCCUUCCGGCAGUUGCGCCGCGACAAGGACCUACAACAGAGUGUGGAUCGAGCUAAUUGCUACGCUCCCACGGCGUCGGAUGUGAGCACGGAAGAAAAACCCAUCGCAAGCUACGUGGAGGACGUAAAGAAAAAGCGAAACAGUUCCAAACUGACGUCCAAUACGCUGGCGUCGAACAUUUACAAUCUGAUUCAGAGAGAUGCGGCGAAACCUUCGGGUGGCAAUCUAGAGGACUACUAUAAGAUUGAACAGGUUGUCAAGAGUGUAGCACCGGCUGAGGGGGUGAAGGUGAAAAAACCGGUAAAGAGAGUGGAACAGCGUGCGAAGAGUGGAUCGCCAAAGCUGACGGGAGGUGCAGUUUUUAAUUUGCCUUCAACACUGAAGUCUACUUCCCCGAAGGCGGUAGCUCUGGCGUCUUCGGAGAGUAGCACCAGUACGCCCACCUCGUCGCGGACAAAAACCAGCCCAGUAAUAGUGGGUGCAAAGCACAAAGCCGAGUUCGAGGAUAUUUUGAACGCGAUUGCACAGGAAGCGAAAAGUACGAGUGAAAAGUUGGGAAUGGAUCUGGCGGAGCUUAGGAAGGAAACGAAAUCGGUCUCGAGUGGAACCAGUCCGGAAACUAAGCCGAAUAGUAAAGUGGUUGCUCCCAAGGAAAACGCUGCGGUUGUUGGGGGUAGUAGAAAGUCUUCGAUGAAAGUGGAAGAAGCCGUUGAAGAGGUGAACGAGGCGGCGAAGUAUUGUCAGCAAAUGUUGAGGAAUGUAGCGGAAGGAUCGAAGGUAGAGGUGGAAAAGAAGGUGGUUCAGGAGAUCGCGGAUACUUCGAACGCUGCAAUGCUGUGUCAUGGGAUGAUCAAUAGAGUGAUUAUGCCAACUUCAGUUACCACAGUGGAAUCGUCUGAGAAGUCAGUAGUUCCGAGUGUGUUUAGAGAUUUGACACCGGUACAGGUUGAGGAAGAAGAGACGUUCGAGUCGUUAUCCAAGCGCUGCCAGGAGCAGUUGAGUGAGUUGGAGGAUUUGAAUGAUGAACAGAAAUCCGCUAUUGAACGGGAUUAUGAUAAUUUGGUGGAAAGUAUCAAACCCUUGGAGUCCGAUUCGGAUAAAAAAUCAACGGAGGAGGAGAUUGACAUUAUUAUGAAGGAAUGUGGUAUCGAGAAUGACGUACAGAUUACGAUCAACUCGGUGCCUUUUCAGGAAACCGACAUCAUGACUGCGGGGAGUUAUAAGCACAGUAAAGAGUCCAGCUUGGAUUUGAGUGAUAUUCACGGGCCUUCCCUAACGCCUCCCGAUCCGAAAUCCUCUAGCGAGACGGAACAGUUCCCAAAAUCAUCCGACUUGACAUCUUGUAACUUUCUAUCGUCUAGCGAUUGUUUGAAAUCUAACAGUGACCGUCGCAAGUCCAGUUCAUCCACUGGAAGUUCCAAUAUCGCUUUCGCUCUGCCAACCGAAUCGACGACGGUGGGCGAAGUGAUGAUUGCUUCCGUGAGUACGUCUCAAACCGAAGCAAUGCCGACGUCGCGUGGUUCACCCUCGGAUGGUGAGUCCCAGUACAACUCAUCCGAAGAGCUGGCGAUGAUUUUCGGCAUCAAGAGUCCAACACCGACAGAUAACAAACCGUUCAUCAAUACCGCCAUCCUAGAGCUGGAAAAAAAGCUUUCAUCUGCCACUGCCAACAUAAGCUGCCAAACGCAACAUAUAUCUAGUUUUCAACAACCUCAGCAAAUACUACUGCAACAGCAACAACAAUCGCAAACACAACAACAAUAUCAGCAACGCUUUCAGCCAAAUUAUCACCUACAACCACAGUCUACUGCCGCUAGUUUUGACCCGCGAAACAUCCACCAACAGUCGAAAUUAUCCCCGCAAUACAGCAGCCAUCCGGUUUAUUCUGCUAGCAUUCCCCAACAACAACUGUCUCCAUUGGUGCAGCAGCCGGUACCUUCCGGCUCGAAUCUUGCCAGCAUCCUACAAGUAUUCCGUGCGGAGCAGCGCUUCCCGUCCGAUCACACACCGAACCGGUUGGACGUAUUCACCCGAUCGGUUAGUCUCGAUCGGAUAACCCCACCUCCCACGUCGUCAUCUUUCCCACCGGCCAAGCUCACCGUAAACAAUUUCCGUAAAAUCCAGCGACACCCUCCGGUAUCCUAUCCGAAAAAACCUCUGAUCACUAGACGAUCUCCCGGAUCACCGCCAUCGCCCCGUAUCGUGGACUCGAGUUACUCACCCUCCGGGUAUCAUCCGCACCAUCAACCACCGCAACCUCAGCCACCGUUCGCGCCAUCGGCGUUCGCCGUUGCCUCCAACGGGCUGCAGCAGGCGCUGCGGAGGCCCCCCAACAAGUCGUCCUUGAAACGGCAUGACGCCUUCCUCAAGACUCGCUCCAAAACUAUCUCGGACUUCUUCGGUCCCGAAUCAACCCCCAUCAGCCGUUUGUUAAACAUAAUAUGCCAAGAGAAGGAGGCGGAAAGAGCGUUAGCGAACAUGAGCAGUAGCAGCAACGGUAGAACGGGAAUCAGUAACAAGUUUACGGCCACCACCGUCCCCAAAGAUGCCGUCCUGUCGAAGAUUCCGAUGGCGGCGACGGCGCACCCGGCCGGUUCCUCUUCGACGAGUUCCUCUUCCGGUUCGUCGUCUGCAUCGACGCUUCCAUGGCGCUACCAAAGCAGCAGAGCUCGCAAAGAGAAUGUGAUUCCGACCGCGACGACAACCGCAUCCUCGUCGUCGGUGAACUCGGCAAGUAGCAGCAGCAGAAGUAAGGCGAUGGUCGAAUUGUAUGCUUCUAAAGACAUCGAUCGAAUAGCGAAGUACAAGGCUGACCGACGGAAGGCUAUCUAUUUAAGAAACACUGUCCAAGAAAAUGAAAAUGAAAGACUGGAACACAAGAAGAGAUCAUCAUCUCGACCGACUGCAAACGCUUCUACAUCAAGUGCAAUUCAUAGUAAAUCUCAGACAUCAGCAACUAUCCCCUCGAAAGCACCAUCAUCCUCGUCUACAGCUAAAACGACAGCAUCCUCAGCAUCGCGCAGUACAGCAACGCAAACGAAGCCGCAAACUUCGUCCUCUACCUCCAGUCUCGCAACUACUAGCACUAAACAACUUCCUCAACAGCAUAGCACACGGCCGCGAAGUAGUGCUGGAGAGGGCGGAGGUGGAUCUCUACCGUUGUCUCCCUUACAUCAGCAGCAGCGUAAACCCCGAAACCGUAGCGGUACGCGUUCGACGACGACGACUGCGGCAACCACUGAAACGAAAUCUCAGCAACUUCCGCUGCAACAGGCCAAACAACAACAGCAGCAGCAACAACAACAACCGAUACGAACCACUAGAUCAUCCAGACUUCGGGCCGCUGCACUAGAGAAAGACCGUGCCUCAUCAGCCAGCGGCGGUGCGAAAGCUUCAUCAGUGCUAUUCUCCACCGGUGUAAGUAGUCGAGACACACUGCAAACCUCGACCCUAUCGCAGCAGCAGCGCUCGAAAAUAUCCCCGAACCGAAAUAGCAGCGGCGGGAGCUCGAAACUAUCGCUGCCUCAUUCUGCCAGCGCCGGUAAUAGCAGUGGCAGCAACAGUAGUCAAACGUUUAGCACCAGUAGCAGCGGCAGCGCUAGCCAUCUGUCGGCUCACAUCUCCAUCGCAAGCAACAGCUCGACUAAUGCCCGCGCUAAAGCGCCAACGGUUAAGCAAGACCUCGCGGCAGCUGUGAAACCACGAAUGGUACCGACGAUAGCCGUCAGUAUGAAGCAGAAGCUGCGAGGAAUGACUGAAACUAUAAAACGUGAUAUUAAUCGUAACAAAACUAGCACCAGUAACAUAAGUAGUAGUAGCAGUAUUGGUAAGACGGUGACAUCGAACGACAACGGAAAUGAACAUCAGCCGGCAGACGUUGCCAACGUCCUAAAUGGUAAUGGUAAUAGCAUCGCCACGUCCGAAGGUGAUACUGAAAUUAAAAACAUCAACAAUAACAACGUCUUCGAGCCGGUAGUGAAAAAGUCCGAUAGUGAGGAUGCUUUUUUUGAACAGUUACCCCCUGGUGCCGGUGAUAACGGUGCCGUUUUGGCUGAUGAAAGGACAUCACGCGCAAAACUUGGUUCCAUCGGAAGCUUGAGCAGUCUGGAUUCUCCGACUGUCAUGAAUUCCCGAAUGCGAACUUCCACUAUGAAAUCAGGCGUUCGAAAUCAGUAUAUGGCGGCUGCUAAUACUGCAGCCACAGUGACAAAAGUGACUACUAUUGCAGCAACACAGGCACAGGCAUCCUUCGCGAAGAACAGUGAGUCGCUAAGUCCGGUACUAAGUGGUGCCGUUGAGCGAGACAAGUCGGACAAGCGCAAGUCGAAUCUUAACCGAUCCCAGCAUGAGGAAGCAACUGAUAAACGGCCCUCAUCGAUUGAACGACGUCGUCACCACAAAUCGGACAGGGCGACGCUUGGCAGCCCCGAUCCGCUGAAAUCACUCGACACUCGUACCGCUACGCCGCGUGCCAGCAAAUCACUGCGGAAGCCGAGCUCUUCGGAGAAAUUACCGUCGGUCGAAUCUCCAGCAGCUCUAUCACCACUGGCAAUGACCGGUAGUGCAACACCGCCGCGGCUGUCGUCACCCCUUCGGAAGGGAUCUUCCUUGCGCCAAUCCCCGAGCAGUUCUCAAUUAGCAACUGCCACCACUGCUAGCCCAACAACAUCUUCAUCCGCCCCAUCAAGCCCGGCCAGGUUUUCCUCUCUGCUCAGAAGGGCUAGCAAAACUCCGUCCCCCAUCCGCAAGCUGCCACAGCUUCGUCGAAGUCCGCCACAUUUGUUACAUUCAUCCAGUUCGAGUGCCACACUGGCUGUUGAAAUUGCCGCUGGCUCGCCUGGCAGUAGCCGCGAUCGGUUAGACGUUGUUAGAGUAGAUAGUAGAAUUUCUGCCAGCACUGGAAGUCAGGAGCAGGACUCGGAUACCCUGCCGGAUUCGCCGCUGGUGCAACCAUAUUCUAAAUUUAGUCAAAUGUUGAAAUCACCCACGCUGGAAAAAUGUCAGGAGGUGACUAUUAGACCGGUUCGAUUGCUAUUGGAGGAGGAAUUACAGGAAGAGCAACAAGAAGUGCCAUUGAAUGCGAAUGAGCCAGAAUCAUUGGUGCCUUUGGAAGCGGAAUUGGUGCUACCAGUGAGCAAUAACGAAGAGGAAGAAGCUGGCAAUCAACUUCAGGCGGAAGCCGCGGCCAGUGUUGUCGUAAUUGAGGACGAUGAAUCAGGUUUUAGAAUAGAUCUCGAGGAGGCAGGACCUUCCGGAUUGUGUCCAAUUGUGAUCGACGAUGAUGACGACGACGAUGUGGUAGAAAUUGAAGAAAUAGCAUUAGGGUCCUCACCGAGGCGUGCUAAUAAAAUAUUGUUCGACGAUAAAUUCAACGAUGAGUUUGUCGUCAUUGAAAAUAGUCCCAAAAGUCAUUUUAUACAAUCGCUUGAUGAGACUGACAUAAUAGUAAUUGGAGACAACGACGAAGACUACCCACCUAGGCCGGCUAGCAGUAUCAGCACCGGAACAGGCGCAGAAUUGUACGAGAAAAAGUUGGUGAAGAUGAGCUCGGUAGAACACUUCGAGAGUUUGCAUCAACGCAAGAGCUGCUCUCCGUUGCAUCGAAAAAAGAGCUUGUCGCCAAUUAUGAGGGCAAAAAGUAUGGAAGAGAAUCAUCUUUCCUCGUCUGGUUCAUCAGCAUCCAAUCAUAUCGUGUCGAUUUUAAAACGAAAAACGGUAGAAUCCAAUAGUUCCGCUUCUAGUAAUGCGUCGCCAGUCACCUUCUCGCCCAGUGUGGUAGACACGCCCAUUAGAUCAAACCGUCGCCAAGGCAUUCUAAAGAAACGCUGUUCGCUGGACGAAAGCAGAUACAGUCGGAGUCAUUCUCCGGACGACCGAAGUAUUCUUGUCAAACAUACACGCCGUAAUAGCUUUGAGGAUACCGGCAUCCAGCACGGAAUUCUUAAGCAAAAGAGCUACGAAUCAAAGGAGGAUGUUUCGUCAGCGGGUGUUGGCAGCGGAAGCACCACUGCCGUCAACUCCGUUGUCUCACAUGGUAUCCUCAAGAAGAAGACCGAUAGCUCCUCAACAUCCACACCCAACGAGCAACCAAAGCAUGUCUCCAUUUCGCAGGCAGUCAUUCUCGCCGCAGCAGAAAUCUGUCAGGAUAUGUUGCUUGAUCACGAACACGAUCACGAUAUCCGUCCGAUUUUGAAAUCGGAUUCGCAACCUCUGCCAACUCCAAAACCAAUUCUCAAGAAAAAGUAUUCCUCGGAGUCGGAAGAAAUUCGACCGAUUCUCAAAACGUCACGGAAAAGUAGCCGCGAGGAGAAUUCUGAUUCCGAAGAACUGAAGCGAUCUAUCCUCAAGUCUCAGGACUCCCCGGGCAAGCGUCGCUCCUACGGCGAAAGGUCCGAUUCGGGAGACUCUUGUAUUUCCAACGUACUGAUACGAAGCCGUUCACUAGAACAUCCGGAGCCGGUGCCGAUGGCACCGGUCGUACCGCAGGUACAGAGCAUUGAAAAACCAAUCAUUUCGGUGGCCGAGCGAAUCAAGCACAUGGAGAAAUUUUUGGCUGGACCUUCGAGCUCCUCUUCCGGUGCGGUACCGAAGAGAAGCAACAGCACCAACACCAAUGGGACCGCCAGUUCGCGAAGAGAAUCCUAUCGUUUCAAGACCCAGCCGGUGACGUCGACGGAGAUUGUUGGUGUGCAGCAGCAAGUUGAUCGGUUGUUGGGAGAAAAUCUUGAUGAGUCUGGCUCAAGUCUGGAAUCAAGCUACAAUCACGUGCUGACUGACGCCAGCUGUUUAACGCCAGAAUCUGUCCGCCCUCGAGGAUCGCUCGAAAAUCUCAUCUGCAAGGACAAGCAACCAUCGGAGGAUAAAAGUGUGGACCUUCUGUCGCCAACGCUCGCCACCGCCGAGUCCAACUCCCGCUCGAUCAGCGGAGAGUUCAACCUUGCCUCGCUGAGCUCCGACAGUGGUGUUCAAUUUGGCCGUGGCACAGCGGAGGAAAUUUCGGGUGCCGACAAUGUGUCAUCGUUGAAAACUAGUGACAGCGAAAAAUCUCCAUCAAAGAAAACCAUCGACGAUGAUUUGAACGAGCUCGAAGAGGAAGACGACGACGACGAGGACGAGGAAAACGAGGAACACCUCCAGAUUAUCGAAGAGACUGAAGGACAGCAGCGAAUUUUGUUGAGUCCAUCCAUUCAUACGGAACGUACCACCGAUAGUCGCAGACGCGUACCCACCAGAAAAUCGUCCAGUUGUUCCAGUAGUAGCGGGUCCAGUGAUUUGAGUGACCGCGAAGAACAGAGAAUGUACACCGCUGGUGCUAGUCAGCACCAUCAGAACCAGCGGGAAGAUUUGUAUACACCGAUAAGCGAUCAGGACGACGAUUUGUUCGGUCGACCGCGGUCCAACAGUGUACGGGCUCGUGCGAAUAUGUUCCAACAGAUGGGAAGCCGUAUGAAGGAGAACGAGUGCCCAUCGCUUCAACCGGGUCGAGCACUACCGACGACGAUUGCGCCUCACUUUGCGACGCAAAUCAUCUCACCGACGGAUAUGGAUCGUAGUCACAAUAAUUCCGGUUCCACCAACAUCAUCGGAACUUUUGGCAGCAACAACAACAACAAUGUUUCAGAUGACUCUGGCACCGAAUUUGAUCCCUCGACACUGCAGGUAUCGAAGAAGAUCAAGCUAUUUUCCGGUGGUCGGCAAUCUUCCGUUCUCAACGGCGGGGUGAACUCGACGGCAACGCUUGUUGCCGCGAACGGCGCAAUUAACACCGCCGAUGGCGGCCACGCUGCACUCAAGAAAAAACCGAUGAAGUUCCGUACCAUUGGGAAGUUGAUGAUACCAAAGUUUUUGAACGACAACAAUAACAAUAUUUCGAAUUCCACACCCCCCUCGGCCAACGGUGGUGUAGACUUCAACGAAUUGCAGGGUGAUCUAAUGAGAAAGGCAGAAGACAAUGUGAUCCAAUACUGCACACUGAAAGUCGAACACAUUCGAAUGAAGUUCAUGGGGUGUUCGUCGACGCCAGUCUUAGACGAAGAACGAUCGGCAGUCGAAGGUGAUGACGGUAGCGAUUCUAACGUGGAGUCCGGAAAAGAAAAUCAUUACGAUAGCGGCGGAGAAUACGGUGUCACCAUGGGCGGUUGUUGUGGCGGAAUUGCAGCUUUGAAGAAAACUUUGCUAAAUAACAAUCGAUCUCAGAACAAAAGCAUUUUGUUGAAUUCGUCCGCAGAUUUAGAGGAAGUGGUUGCGAAAGGAAAAGUUUCAACCAUGGCUAAACAGUGGAAUAGACUGCGAGCGAUGACACUGGAUGUUUCGGUGAUCAAACGAGCAUCGAUACAAGAGCGAGCUUGCGAAAGCCUUCCUUUGGAUGUAGACAGCGAUCACUUCGGGACGAACAAUUCUUCACUCACGGAAAAAAGCUCGUUUACGGCGAACAAAUCGAAGCGUCGUGAUUCUCCGCAGGUUGACGAUAGAAUAGCAAAAUAUUUCGGACUGAAAACGCAGCAAAGUGAGCAACCAGAUAAAGCUGUCCAACAAGAGACCCCUAAAUGCCGACGACGAUCGCGUUCUCUGCCCCGAGGGAAUCCACCCGCGCUUCCUCCACAACUCCCCAAAGAGGAACGAAUCAACAAGUAUUUCGGUAUGAAUAAUAGCUUUUCCGGUAGUUCCUCGCCACAGGCAAGCAAACCACGUGCAAUAGUCAAACCACAACAACGCCCGGUUGUCAACCAACAGGUUGAUCUCACUGAAACGCCUAAAGGUUCCGCCGUCACUGCCGGCGGCAGACGUCGCUCUCUGUCCGCACCAUCGGAUAAGUACUUCGAAGAACUGGCCGCUACGCUGAACAUGGCCAACGCAAGGGAUCAACACGCGGCAAGCUUUUCCAUUUUAACUGCUGAAGGACACCCGCUGGGUUCGCUCAAGUUGAUAAAGAACUUCGAAGAUUUCAAUCUCACGGCGGAGGACAUCUCGAUGGCGGAGACUGAAUUCGACAAACUUUACGUAGACCAAGUUACAAGCCCUCGUAAGCCACCGUUUGCCUACCUGCCUCCAACAGCCCAGCAACUACAGCCAUCCGUGUCGGAAUUGAAAAAGGGUAUCCUGAAAUCUAAGUCCGGAUGUGUCGGCCUGUUUCCUUCGGAUCUAAACUCCGAGCUGAAAUCGCGCCUGAAAAAAUCGACUCACUCAUCGGUUAGUAAUCUCAAAAAGUCCACUACCGUAUCCAGCAUCGCAAACGAUGCCCCCCGUGUUGGCUCCUCGUCCGACGACGAGGAUGACGGUGUCGCGCCCGGUAAGAAUCUCGCGAAAAUGCUACGUAACGUUUCGAACACUGCCGCGUCGUCGUCGGUUGCCGGUGGAUACGUGCCACCGGGUGGGGUUGCACUUUUCCCACCCCCGUCGUCAGUGGCGCUACCAACCGCGUUCGCGCCGCUUAAUAAAAGUGAUUACGCCGCGAGUGGUACGACCAGCGAUGGAGAACAUCCAGCUAGUAGCCGCGGAAAUGUGGACUCCAUCCUGAAGAACCCAGCUGUGGCACGGCGCAGACGGCAGAAUGAAGGCUACAAGCAGCAACUGGUGAAAAGCAAGAGUCAGUCGGAGCUUGCCACCUUCAUUCCGGCGUCGGCCAUCAUUUACCACAACACGGCGAAACCAUUCGGCGGCCCCGUUGGCAUCGGUGGUGCUCGCCCGGGCGGAAAUGACCCAGUGAGUAUCGGCGGAGGAGGUCCCAUUGACCCGCGGACGGUGGCGGCCAACAGUUUCCACUGCCAGCCGACGACGGUCGAACAGCAGGAGCACCAUCCGGUGACAGGCUUCCUUGGGUUGCGGCGCUGCUUGACGGAAGAGAUGCGUCCCGAUCAGGAAUCAAUGGUUAAAAGUGUCUCGAUCGCCGAACGGCUGGCGGCACUGCAGAAGAGCGGCGAGGAUGAUUGGCGGAAGCGAAUUGCCAAAAAGGAUGUCACCGACGACGUCCGGCGGGAGAAUUUAGUCAAUAAUGCCAUCCUGGUUGCAAAAUCGCUCGAGAGUCCGGUUAAGAACAGCACGCCGCGUCCGUUCAGUCGGCCCGCGGACGUGGAAGGCGGUAACAUUUCCGACCGGCUCGGAAAGAUUAAAACGUCUUCGGAGAACUGGAAGAAUCGUGUCGAACUCUCGGAUGCCACCAACUUCACGGUGGCUGGCCGAAUGGCCGCCGCCAAAGCACCCAAGUUGCCGUUCAUCAAAUCCGACAGUAAGCAGUCGCCACCGAUGAAUGUGUUCCGCAGUGUCAACCCGCCACAGCUGGGUCUAGCCAAGAGCCCAUCGAUGAUGGUGUCUUCGGUAAGCACCUCCUCAAUGCUCUACAGUCCCUCAGCCAUCUCGAAUGGACCAUCACCACCGGCUACGGGUCCCGUAGCGGCACUGGCCGCCGUGGGCCAGCAACUAUCUAGUCACCUCAGUCAACAAAGAACCGGAAGCGUAGGAGUGGACAGUUUAAUGAAGCGUAGCAUUAGUGUGCCCGGUGUGCCUUCCUGUGCUACCGGGGUAGCCGGUGGGGAUCUUAAGUCCCAUGCUGCCGGCGGUUCAAAGGUUUCAAUCCCAAAGCUGGACGACGAAAGCUUUGGCAACUUUUUCACCAAAGUCGAGAAAACCGUAUCAGCUACUAGCGCCAUUACCAGCAGAAGCAGCUUUGCCUCCUUCAACAGCAGCCAUAGUAGCGGUUCCGGGGCGGAGGUUGUCAUCGGAGAUUUCGACACGCUGAAGGUCGACAGCCAGCAGCGGUUAACGCAGAAAAAGGUCAUACAGGGUCCGAAGCGGCGCGGAGCGAUGUCAAAGAAUCCACUGAAGAAGCUAGCAGCCAGAGACGACCUGCAGACCGAGUACACCGAGAUCAAAACAGGUAUCGCCGACAAAGAGUUGAAGAGACUCAAACUAGAAUCAAUCGCCAAGACUAGCAAUUUGGCCAUUGAAGCGCUCGCCGGGUUAGCUUCCGUGGAGGAUUUCAAGUCGGUCGCACUAAAAUCUAGCACCCUUCCGCUGAACCAGAGCUUCGUCCCGUACCGAACGCUGAUGUUGCUGCACGUCAAGGGCCGCCGCCAUGUGCAGACGCGACUGGUGGAACCAACGGCACGGUCUAUCAACCGAGGCGACUGUUUUGUGCUCGUUACUCCGGAUCGCCUGUUCGCUUUUCUUGGCCAGUACGCGAACGUUAUCGAGCGUUCCCGAGCCAAGGAAAUUUGUGACGUGAUCGUGCGCGAUAAGGAUCUGGGAUGUGGAGCGGCGGCCGCGACGAUACUGAACGAUGGAAAGUUUUGCAACGAACGACAGCUGCGGGAGUUUUGGAAACUGUUGGGUCGGGGACAGGAAGACGAGCGAGCGGAAGUUUGCGAUGCUGGCCACGCCGACGAGGAUGAGCUAAUCGAAAGCUGCCUGAUGGAGACGAAUAAAGUGUACGAGUUUGACGAUGAUAUGCUGGUGCCGUUGGAAGAAUACUGGGGUGCUGUGCCCAGGAUUGCAAUGCUGGAUCCGAAGAAAAUUCUCGUGUUUGAUUUUGGCAGUGAGCUGUACAUUUGGAAUGGCAAAAACGCAACCGGGGAAGCGAAGAGAGCGGCCAUCAAACUGGCUCAUGAAAUGUUUGCACAAGAAUACAGCUUUGACAUGUGCCAGCUGAAUCCGAUUAAUUUCCCGGAGCUGUCGGGUGACCGACAGAGAGAUGCUAGACGAGUGUCGAAAGCGGGCACGGUACGUCCCGAAUGGUGUCUGAUUGCUAAAGUUACCCAACACAUGGAAACUGUUCUGUUCCGGCAGAAGUUUAUCGAUUGGCCAGAUAUUACGGUUCAGUUGAAGGACGAUGGGUUCCAGCUGGGGGAUACUCCUAGCUUGGAAAUUAAGCCGGUUGAUGGUAAACGGUUGUUUGAAGGGGAACCCUAUGUGGAGCCGAACUUGGUACUGGAGAACACAAACCUGGGCAGAGGUAACUUUUAUUACGACACAGACUCGAUGCGUCAUUACGAUGUACUUACGAUUUCGGUGACCCAGUGGGAGAUCGACGAGUAUGAGUAUAAGGAAAUUCAAGGCAGCUCCUGUGGACAUUUUUACGCUGACGAAAGUUACACCGUGCGCUGGACGUAUCAGGUGAGUGUUACCGUGAGGGAACUCAGUGGAAAGGUAUCCAAUAGAAGCACCGUCGUGGGUCGUGAUCGUUGUGCUUAUUUCUGUUGGCACGGCUUAGAUGCUCCAGCCAACGAAAAGGGAGCUGCUGCCCUGUUGACCGUCGAGUUGGAUAAGGAAAAAGGUGCUCAGGUUAGAGUCUCACAAGGUCAAGAAUCAUCCGCUUUCAUUCGACUGUUUAAAAUCAUGUUCAUUCACAAGAGCAAAAAGGCUCCUCGAAACGCAUGGCGGUUGUACAUUAUUACCGGUAACUACCCGGAGGAGACGGUGUGCACCGAAGUGACCUGCAACGCACGGCAGCUCCGUUCGCGUACGACGAUGGUGCUUGUACAUGGCGAAAAAGGACGCGUAAUUUUGUGGAACGGCUGCAAAGCACUUCCUCACACUAGGGAGGUUGGAAAAAAUGUCCUCAAUGCAAUCAUCCAGAGUCGAUUCAGUGAAUUAUUCGACGAAACUCUUACCACGAUCAGCUCCGCCACACUGGAGGAAGGUCAAGAAACGCACGAAUUUUUAGAAGCCAUUGAAGGCAGUCAAACUCGUCACCAGUACCACUCGCUGCUUGGUUCCCAGCAGGACUUCCGCUUCACCCCUAGAAUCUUUAACUUGACCAGUAUCAAUAAUGGUAACUUUGAAGCUACCGAGUUGCAGUACAAUCUACGCUCGCAGGAUUUACCAUCGCCCUACCCAUUCCGGCAGGAUGAAUUGUAUAACGUUCGACAGCCAACGAUCUUCAUGAUCGACAACGGUCACAUACUGUGGCUGUGGCAAGGCUGGUGGCCGACAGAGGAUGGUGCAGGAAGCGAUAGUGGUAGCAAUAGUGGCAGCGAGAAUCACAGUAGUUUCGACAGUAACCGUUCUGGUGAGAAUCGUUGGCAAACCGAACGGAAGGUGGCAAUGGAAACCGCCGUCGCUUAUUGGAAUGCAAAACAUUCCAACGCUCCCAGGCAGCUGAUUCUUGACGAGAUUGCAGUUCACAAUGGCAACGAAAAUGGUGGUACUAAAACGGAACCGGGGCUACCGGACGAGAACGGAAACGGAGCUGUCGAUGAAGUUGACGUUACCAUUAAGAAGCGGCCAGCUAGCGGUGAUGAGCCGAAUGAUGAGAAUUGUGAUAAUACAACGUCGUUGCGUAACGGUGUGGAUGGUGGUGUUCCGGGACAGAAGCAACUGCCGCUGGCCGACGGAAUCAACGGGUACGUGGUUUGGGCUGGUUUGGAACCGCUGGAGUUUAUCGCUAUGUUCCCGGACUGGGAGCAGCGAGAUGACGUCGCCGAGAUUAAUGUGCAGGAUGGCCGUAAAUCCGCCCCGCAACCGAUCGCCAGCAGCCUUUCGCUUCUGUCCCGCAAGGAGUACCCACUAUCGGUGCUACUGGAGCGUCCUCUUCCCGAAGGUGUCGACCCAACCAAGCUGGAGCUGUAUCUUCACGAGCAGGACUACCAGGAAGCGCUCGGUCUGACGAAGGCCGAGUUUGACCAGCUGCCCGCCUGGAAGCAGACCAAGCUCAAAAAGGAGCGCGGGUUGUUCUAGAAAUAUCACCCACAAAUUAAUUCUUUACCAUGAAACACAAGGCGGAGGUGCACAGGCCGAUGCUGUGCUUAGAGAUUUUAACCAUCACUAUUUUCUAUUUUUUUGGUCUUUGUUUUAUACGUUCGUCUGAAUCUUUCCUGGCUUUCCGCGGGCAGGUGAGCAGGACUGACAGACACGAUCAAAUUUUCGAUGCGAUCGACUUUAGAAUUUUUUAUUUUGGUAGUCGCUUAUUUUUGUUAGAAACUUUUUGCUUUUUUAAACAGUGGCGCUCUCAGCCGAUUUUCUACGUCGGUGUUUGUGCUAGUGUUUUAAAAAGGAUCGAUAAAAGCUGGGAGCGCCUCUUGGGAUAUCAAAUUAUGCACACGAAAAUAUACAUUAAAAAAAAAACAAUUCUAUAACUGAGAUUUCUUCUAGUUCCAAAAUAGAUUUCAUUUAGCUGCUCUGCUUUAUUUUAAAUUGGAAAAAAAAAGUUCUGACUGCGACCUACAUUAGCUGGGCAUAAUAUAAGUAACGAAUCCUGGAGUGUGGAACCAAUUCAACCUAUCUAAUUGAACCUUAAAGCGCAGACGAUUUCAUUUCCGACAGCAGCAUACAAACUAAAUAUAUGCAUAGGUUUUCUCGCCAUAAACAAAAAACUUCAAACAAGAGUGUAAAAAUGUAAUUGUAGUAAUGUUAGUACUGUGUAUAUUCUGUAGUCGCUUAACAUAUUGGAUUAUUAUGGUGUUUUUGUUUGUUAUUGUGUGAAGCAGCCACUUUUUCCCCAGCUAUUUGUGUAGAUUUUGUUUUGUUUUUCAAUAAAUUAUUCGAUGCAAGCAAGCAAACAAAGCCAACCCCUUCUCUCUUGCAGUGAUAGCGAUGUAAGGAAGUAUGUUUUAUUAGUAAACUAUAUUAGCUUUUAGUGCGAUUGAGCAUCUUCUAACUACGAAAAGAAGCCCGUACUUAAGAAAUAAAAAAAAAACAGCAACGAACUGAAAUUCGUGACACACUGUGAAUUGUGACACACCAUUGUGGAGAAGACAUUUUAUAUGAAAAAAAAAAACAAACACUUUUUAUGCAAACAUGUGUGUGCUGUAACCGAAGCGAAGAAAUAAAUAUUAACAGAGAAAAAGCAAGAGGCAUUAUCAACUCUGUGUUCCAUAAUAAAACGAACAUUACGAUUAGCCCACGAAAACAAAAAUAAAUCCCAUUAUUAGAGACGAUUGGCAUUGUACUGCUGAAAUCAAUUGAAAAAUUGCAUAUACACAUUUACGAGAGUAACACACAUUUACUACGCAGCCAGAACAGUAUACACACUUUUUUCUAGAACAAAACAAAAAAAAAACGCAAUAAACACAAUCAUUAAUACAGCCUCAUCUACUAGUGUAAAUGAUUACAUAGUACUCAUAAUCAACUUCUACCAUUGAAAGAAAACAAUAUACACAUAUAAAAGUCAGAAUACGACAAUGAAAGUUUCCCAACCGCAUAAAAGAACAGACAAGUGUGAUGAAAUCAGUUGGCCCAGUUUGAUUUACCAAAAUAUCAACCGAACAUUUAAAAAAACUUAAACUAAUUUCCACCGUCAUUAAAAACAAUAGGUAGCAAACAAACAAAAAACACACACACUGGAAGAUGUCAACCAAUUUUUUAUAUGUUUCUUCGAAAAUUGUAGUGAAUUUGAUCGAGGAACAGACGACAGAAGAAGGAAGGAAGUCGCCAUGGCUGACGGACAUAAUUUGUAUGAAACUAAAGUGCGAACUACUGCUGCAUGCAACAGUACAUAAGAAAUAUCACACUGAAAAACACAACUUUUUACCAACAA
This is a messenger RNA of Wyeomyia smithii (pitcher-plant mosquito), 19332 nucleotides long. It is a transcript of the gene Svil, whose product is annotated as supervillin. Gene Ontology annotation, molecular function: phosphatidylinositol-4,5-bisphosphate binding; actin filament binding. Gene Ontology annotation, cellular component: cytoplasm; actin cytoskeleton. The transcript has 15 exons. NCBI's taxonomy places the organism in Eukaryota, Metazoa, Arthropoda, Insecta, Diptera, Culicidae. Gene Ontology annotation, biological process: actin polymerization or depolymerization; actin filament severing; cytoskeleton organization. Bases 1383 to 17534 code for a protein of 5383 amino acids. The record is from RefSeq and is a predicted model, not a curated record.